CAAACAUAUCAACGAGGUUAUGUUCAUUGCACCAAUAUUGAAGAAGUCCUUUUAUUUUACUUUCUAUUAAUGAAUCAGAAUAAAGGAUAAAUACUAUAAGAGUAAUUAGUUAAAUAUGUGAAAAUCAAAAUAAAAAGCAAUCUCUGUAGACAAGAUGCCCGUUUCUGACUUCAUUUCCACUUUGUCCGAUAAUCCUUAUUUUGGUGCUGGAUUUGGUCUUUUUGGUGUUGGUGCUGGUGCAGCCUUAUUAAGAAAAGCAUUCCAGAGCUCCCUAAUCCUUUUUAGAAGACAUUAUAUGAUAACUUUAGAAGUGCCUUGUCGAGAUAAAUCCUAUCAAUGGUUAUUACAAUGGAUGACAUCAAAAGGUGCCAGACAGACACAACAUUUAAGUGUUGAAACUAGUUUUGAACAAAAGGACAGUGGGUUAAUAAAGACCAAAUAUGAUUUUAUUCCCAGUAUAGGAACACACUUUUUCCGGUAUGGCAGAACUUGGAUAAGAGUAGAACGUACAAGAGAGCAGCAUACACUGGACCUACAUAUGGGGACACCAUGGGAAACAGUACAAUUAACUGCAUUUGGGAGGAAUAAAAAUAUGUUUUUUCAAAUUCUAGAGGAGGCUAGACAUAUGGCAUUAGAAAAACAUGAAGGAAAAACAAUAAUGUACACUGCAAUGGGAAGUGAAUGGAGGACAUUAGGACAUCCAAGAAGGAAGAGACCAAUUUCUUCUGUUAUCCUUGACAAAGGAGUAAGUGACAAAAUUCUCACUGAUUGUCAGGAGUUUAUUGCAAAUCCAGGGUGGUAUAUAAACAGAGGAAUUCCAUAUCGAAGAGGUUAUCUCCUUUAUGGACCUCCAGGUUGUGGCAAAUCAUCUUACAUAACAGCGUUAGCGGGUGAAUUAGGAUUUUCUAUUUGUAUACUGAACUUAUCAGAACGAAGCCUGUCAGAUGACAGGCUCAACCAUCUUUUGAGUGUCGCUCCACAGCAAAGUAUUAUCUUACUCGAAGAUAUCGAUGCUGCAUUUGUAUCAAGAGAAGAUACCGCCUUACAAAAAGCAGCCUAUGAGGGUUUAAAUAGAAUUACGUUUAGUGGGUUAUUAAAUUGUUUAGACGGAGUGGCCAGCACUGAAGCUAGAAUAGUUUUUAUGACGACGAAUUAUAAAGAAAGAUUGGAUCCUGCGUUAAUUAGACCAGGUCGUGUUGAUAUGCAGGAAUACAUCGGUUGGUGUUCCCAAGACCAAAUCGAAAGGAUGUUCCUUAGAUUUUAUGAUGGUGAGGAGGCUGCUUCUCAGUCUAAAUUAUUUGCCGAAAAAGUUACAAAGUUUAAUGCUAAAGUCAGUCCUGCUCAAGUGCAGGGUUUCUUUAUGAUUCAUAAACAUUCUAACUUUGAGGAUGUGAUAAAUGAUUGUGAGAUGCUGGUCCAAUUGGGAAAAAAAUAAUAGUUUAAAGUGUAAGUGGUCAAUAUAAUAAGAAUUACAAAACAAAAUUAGAACAUAUUAUAA
Molecule: messenger RNA, 1498 nt
Organism: Diabrotica balteata
Lineage: Eukaryota; Metazoa; Arthropoda; Insecta; Coleoptera; Chrysomelidae
Source: the annotation of a GenBank genome assembly